This is a messenger RNA of Mus caroli (Ryukyu mouse), 660 nucleotides long. RefSeq lists its product as uncharacterized. NCBI's taxonomy places the organism in Eukaryota, Metazoa, Chordata, Mammalia, Rodentia, Muridae. The record is from RefSeq and is a predicted model, not a curated record. Gene Ontology annotation, cellular component: keratin filament.
AUGGUCAGCUCCUGUUGUGGCUCUGUCUGCUCUGAGGAGGGCUGUGGCCAAGGCUGCUGCCAGCCCAGCUGCUGCCAGACCACCUGCUGUAGGACCACCUGCUGCCGCCCCAGCUGCUGUGUGUCCAGCUGCUGCAGACCCCAGUGUUGCCAGUCUGUGUGCUGCCAGCCCACCUGCUGCCGCCCCAGCUGUUGUCGCCCCAGCUGCUGCAUUUCUAGCUGCUGUAGACCUUGCUGCCGCCCCAGCUGCUGUGUGUCCAGCUGCUGCAGGCCCUCUUGCUGCAUUUCUAGCUGCUGUAGGCCUUCCUGCUGCCGCCCCAGCUGCUGUGUGUCCAGCUGCUGCAGGCCUCAGUGCUGCCAGUCUGUGUGCUGCCAGCCCACCUGCUGCCGCCCCAGCUGCUGUCGCCCCAGCUGUUGCAUUUCUAGCUGCUGCCGCCCCUGCUGUGGUAGUUCCAGCUGCUGUGGAUCUAGCUGCUGCCGCCCCACCUGUUGCAUUUCCAGCUGCUGCCGCCCCAGCUGCUGCAGGCCCAGCUGCUGUGUGUCCAGCUGCUGCAGACCCCAGUGCUGCAUCUCCAGCUGCUGCCGCCCCACCUGUUGCCAGACCACCUGCUGCAGGACCACCUGUUGCAGCCCAGCAUGCUCUAGUGGUUCUUGCUGCUGA